AUGUAUUAUGUAAUUCCUCUUGUUGUGAGCACACGGAUUGCACGCACGCACACGCAAGUGCACGUACGUGCGCACACACUAAGUAAAGAGAAAAUCGUGCCCCUAACACAAAAUUUUGGCGCUGUUGGUGAUGGAAAAACCCUUAACACAAAGGCAUUUAACUCUGCAAUAACCAAACUUAGCCAAUAUGCAAAUGAUGGUGGCGCAACGCUUAUUGUUCCGCCAGGUAAAUGGUUAACCGGAAGCUUCAAUCUCACAAGCCAUUUCACUUUUUUUCUCCAAAAGGAUGCUGUCAUUCUUGCAUCUCAGAAUGAAGCAGAUUGGCCUCAACUUCCUGUUUUACCCUCUUAUGGAAGAGGAAGAGAUGCACCAGCCGGAAGAUAUAGUAGUCUCAUUUUCGGAACUCAUCUCACUGAUGUUAUAAUUACCGGUAAUAAUUUGACAAUUGAUGGACAAGGAUCUGUUUGGUGGGAGAAGUUCAAAAAGGGUGAAAUGAAACUUACUAGACCAUACAUGAUUGAACUCAUGUACUCUGAUCAAAUCCAAAUCUCAAAUCUCAAUUUGAUCAAUUCCCCUUAUUGGUUUGUCCAUCCAAAUCUCAAAUCUCAAUUUGAUCAAUUCCCCUUAAUACAACAACUUUGCAACUACUAA
Molecule: messenger RNA, 651 nt
Organism: Trifolium pratense (red clover)
Lineage: Eukaryota; Viridiplantae; Streptophyta; Magnoliopsida; Fabales; Fabaceae
Product: probable polygalacturonase
Exons: 4
Coding region: 1-651 (216 amino acids)
Biological process (GO): carbohydrate metabolic process
Molecular function (GO): polygalacturonase activity
Source: RefSeq, a predicted model, not a curated record